AUGCCUAGCCACAUCAAGUUCGCAGAGCCGACUUCGAACAAAGCUAGCAAAGAUCGCGCUAGGGCCAUCAGCCAAGAAAAGGGGUCGACACAGAGAGCGCCUUCUCCAGGAAGUGAAAUUGUUUACCCGACAGGAUGGAGACUGAUGCUUACCACCACAGGGCUCUUGAUUGGAUUUUUUCUCUCUAAUUUGGAUGUCACAAUUGUAAGCUCGGCUCUCACGGGCAUCACUGAUGACCUGAAAGGCUUCGAGAAGAGAAGCUGGAUUAUUACUGGAUAUCUGGCCACCUACACAGGGUCUAUGGCAAUAUGGACGAAAGUCAGCGAUAUAGUUGGCAGAAAACAAUCUACAAUCGCCGCUCUUGUUAUUCUCCUCGCAUUUUCUAUUGGGUGUGGGUUUGCUCAAACAGUUAACCAACUCAUAAUAUGUCGAGCACUCCAAGGAAUUGGGGGCGCCGGUACAUACGCCUUGACAAUACUAUGCGUCUACGAGAUAGCUCCUAAAACGAAGCUUCCAAUCUACAGCAGUCUAAUGUCAUUCUGCCUUGUUUUUGCAUCUUUGAUAGGUCCAAUCAUUGGCGGUGCUCUUGCAGAGGACUCAGCCUGGCGAUGGACCUUUUUCGUCAAUGCACCGUUGUGUGUUAUUGCGAUCGUUGUUAUCAUCUUUGCGAUGCCCAAACACUUCGGUCUUGAUCAGCACACUCCUUCAUUUCGAACACGAGCCUCCUAUCGCUCAUUUGCUAAUCUCGAUAUAAUGGGAUCGAUUUUGAUGAUGGCUGGCUCGUUUUUAAUAGUCGCCGUCUUGAACGAGACCAAUCUGGCAUUCUCGUGGUCCUCGAGGGACGCAAUUGCACUCCUUGUGCUCACCGGAGUUUCCUGGAUUGCUUUCUUUGCCUGGGAAUGGUAUAUCUCGGGCAUCCCGGGCAAAGACCCUAUAUUUCCCAAGCGUUGGCUGUUUGAUCGUCCGUGGUUGGGAAUACUCAUUUCUUCGUUUGUUAUCGGCGCACCAUACAACGUCGUACUAGUAUAUGUCCCACAGCAAGCCCAGCUUCUGUUAGACAAAUCUCCCUUGGAUGCCGGUAUUUAUCUGAUCGGGUAUUCCGCUAUCGCGGCCGUUGCCGCCGCUAUUGUCAACAUCGCCAGCUCCAGGGGACGUAUCCCGUUUGUUUAUACUCUGCUCGUGGGCUGUACAGUUCAUACUGUCGGUAUUGGGCUUCUCUCGACCAUUGCCACUUCUAGAGGCUUCCACGCAGCAGAUAUUGGGUAUCUAGUAAUUGCUGGGACGGGAAUGGGCCUGACAAUGGGUAUCCUGGUACUAUCGACUCCAUACAUAGUCGAGGACAGGGAUUUGGGUAUGUGUUCUCCCGAGAAAUUCCCUGAUAUUGAGGUGAUUGCGUUGACUAACUGGUCCAUCACUUUCGUUGUAGCAAUUGCCACUGGUACCGUGGUCCAGAUCCGUUUCCUUGGCGGUGCUAUUGGUCUUGCCAUUGCAUCUAAUAUAUUAAAUGGCCGUCUAGCGAAGCGUUUACGCGGUGUCAUGACGUCGCACGAACUGCACCUAUUCCUUGAGAAUGUCAAAUCGAUAAAAUCUCUAUCUCCCAGUCUACAGGAGGAAGUGAAGAGUGUUCUAGCUAGUAGUUUCAAUACGCAGCUACUUGUUAUGAUCGGAUUUGCGGCUGCUCAGCUACCGGCGACUCUACUGUUGCUAAAGGCAGGCCGGCAGCUUGCGGCCAGCAAACACUCGGGUGAACAGCAAACAACGCCUAGACUAAAAAAAAAUGGCGUGGUUCUCCGCAAAGCGGGCUUGUCACCAACGCGCCCUCUGUUUUUGGUCCACAUCAACAUCGCAGUCAUGGCCGCGAAACUGAUUGAUCGACGAUUCCAUAACGUUUCAGGCAAACUUCGGGUUUCUGAGCUGUUCUUCGAUGUCCCCGUGGACUACAGCAAGCCCGCUGGGGACAAGCUGAGACUCUUUGCACGAAGUAUCAGUCGCUUGAACAAACCUAUUGAGCCUGUCAAAGAAGAGGCCAAGGAAGCCAAGGAAGGCAAGCUUCCUUGGUUGGUCUACCUGCAAGGUGGCCCUGGCUUUGGAUGUGGUGCCCCGCAGUCUUACCCCUGGGUUGAGUUCAUGCUCAGCAAGGGUUAUCAAGUGCUCUUUCUGGAUCAACGAGGCACUGGCCUCAGUUCGACUCUCACAGCGGGGACCCUUGCCCGCCAGGGAGAUGCAAUCAAGCAGGCCGAAUAUCUGAAGAAUUUCCGUGCAGACAACAUUGUCCGUGAUUGCGAAGCCAUUCGUGAUGUCUUGACACAGGACUACCCGCCUGACCAGCGUCGGUGGAGUAUCCUUGGGCAAAGUUUCGGCGGCUUCUGUGCCGUGACUUAUCUGUCAAAGUUCCCGGAGGGCCUGAGAGAAGCUUUCCUUACCGGUGGCCUUCCCCCUCUUACCGACGGGCCGGAUCCUGUCUAUGCGAAGACCUAUGAGAAGGUCAAGGAGAGAAACGAGGCUUACUACCAGAAGUUCCCCGAAGAUGUGGACCGUGUUAAGAAUUUCAUGCAAUACUUGACCCAAAACAAGGUUGCAUUGCCAUCCGGAGUGCUCACUCCGUCUCGCUUCCAGCAACUGGGCAUUAUGUUCGGCUUCCACGGUGGUUUCGAUAGUCUGCACGAUAUUGUUGUCAGAGUCUCCAACGAUUUGGAGAUGUUCGGAUUCCUUACUCUGCCGACUCUUUCUGUGAUUGACAAUAAUGGCGGUAUGGACAAAAACAUCAUUUAUGCCAUUCUGCAUGAAUCAAUCUAUUGCCAAGGAAAGCCGUCGCUCUGGGCUGCAGACAGGCUGCGCGCUAGCAACCCGCAAUUCCAGAUCAAUGACUCGCUGCCUGAGAUCUACUUUACCGGCGAGAUGGUCUUCAAGGACAUGUUCGAGUCUUAUUCGGAACUCUCCGAGCUCAAGGAAGCAGCUGAAAUCCUAGCUACGACAGACGAAUGGCCGGCUCUGUACGACGAGGCUCAACUCGCCAAGAACAAGGUUCCGGUCUAUGCUGCAACCUACAUCGAUGAUAUGUAUGUUCACUUUGAUCUGGCCACAGCCACUGCUGCCAAGAUCAAGAACUCCAAGCAGUUUAUCACCAACACCAUGUACCACGAUGCGCUGCGCAGCAAGUCGGGUGAGGUCAUGCGUCAGCUCUUUAACCUAAGAGAGGACACCUUGGAUUGA
Penicillium expansum is the source of this 3213-nucleotide messenger RNA. Its product is annotated as proline iminopeptidase. The coding region runs from base 1 to 3213 and encodes 1070 amino acids. Gene Ontology annotation, molecular function: peptidase activity; transmembrane transporter activity. NCBI's taxonomy places the organism in Eukaryota, Fungi, Ascomycota, Eurotiomycetes, Eurotiales, Aspergillaceae. Gene Ontology annotation, biological process: transmembrane transport; proteolysis. The transcript has 15 exons. The record is from RefSeq and is a predicted model, not a curated record.